Actinia tenebrosa (Australian red waratah sea anemone) is the source of this 2110-nucleotide messenger RNA. RefSeq names its product serine/threonine-protein kinase 24. The record is from RefSeq and is a predicted model, not a curated record. Gene Ontology annotation, cellular component: cytoplasm. Gene Ontology annotation, molecular function: ATP binding; protein serine/threonine kinase activity. NCBI's taxonomy places the organism in Eukaryota, Metazoa, Cnidaria, Anthozoa, Actiniaria, Actiniidae. Gene Ontology annotation, biological process: protein phosphorylation.
GCAGCGCGUUUCGAUGUCAUGGCGGUACAACAUUUUGUUUCCUCGAGUUUUAUACAGUAAAAUCGUCUUCAAAAUAUAGACUUUCUUCUAAUUAUAUUCGCCUUUAGGAGACAUCUUAAUGAUUAUGGAAUAAUGGUUCAACUUCUACUUGAGUUUGGCGCAGCUAGAAGCUGUUGAAGGCGUCUCAAAGUCUUCAGGAGUCAACAAUUUACGUUUCUGGAGUCGAUGUUGUCUUGUUCCGGUUGCGAAUGUUUUUGUUACUGAAUGGCAGCAAACAACUUGGGCAUGAAAGCUGAUCCAGAGAAGCUCUUCUCAAAGCUUGAUCGCAUUGGCAAGGGAUCUUUUGGUGAAGUUUUCAAGGGCAUCGAUAACCAAACGAACGCAGUGGUGGCGAUAAAAAUAAUAGACUUGGAGGAAGCUGAAGACGAAAUUGAAGAUAUCCAACAAGAAAUUACUGUCUUGUCUCAGUGUGAUAGUCCUUUCGUAACCAAAUAUCAUGGCUCGUACUUAAAAAGAACCAAGUUAUGGAUUAUAAUGGAAUAUUUGGGUGGUGGGUCUGCCCUGGAUCUCAUGAAAGCUGGUACCAUAGAAGAGUUCUAUAUUGCUACCAUCCUAAGAGAGGUUUUAAAAGGCCUGGAAUAUCUACACUCUGAGAAAAAGCUACACAGAGACAUCAAAGCUGCCAAUGUCCUAAUGUCUGAAACAGGAGAUGUGAAACUUGCUGACUUUGGUGUUGCUGGUCAACUGACAGACACCUUAAACAAGAGAAAUACAUUCGUAGGCACACCAUUCUGGAUGGCACCAGAAGUCAUAAAGCAAUCUGCUUAUGAUUCCAAGGCAGAUAUUUGGUCCCUUGGAAUCACUGCUAUAGAGUUGGCUAAAGGAGAGCCACCCAACUCAGACCUUCAUCCAAUGAGAGUACUCUUCUUGAUCCCCAAAAACAAUCCUCCUGAACUCACUGGCAACUUCAGCAAAGCAUUCAAAGAGUUUGUCUCAUUGUGUCUAAAUAAAGAUCCAAAUGAUAGACCAACUGCAAAAGAGCUUCUAAAACAUAGAUUCAUUAGAACUGCAAAAAAGAAUAGUUAUUUGGUUGAAUUAAUAGAACGAUAUAAAAGAUGGAAACAAAACCACGGUGAUGAAGAUGAUAGCAGUUCAGGGGACGACAGUGAUGGAGAUAAAGAUGAUUCUGAUGAUUGGAUAUUCUCUACGAUAAGGGUAAAACCCAAUGAAAGUGAUGAAAAUGGAGAAGUAGUAUCAAAAGAUUCAAAGCAGGCUGAACCUGCAAAAGCAAAGCGUCCUGUCUCUAGAUGUUUAAAUAAUGUUUUCGCACCAGUUUUAUCGGAGCUUGCUUCAAAAUAUGGUUCACAAGGGAAUGUAUUAAAUGAUAUACAAGAAGCUUUGAACGCAGCUGAAGAGAAGGUGCCAGGUAUUAAUGACAGAAUAGUGCAGAAAAUUGUUGAAAGAACCACAAGAUUGUAGCAAUCUUGGUGGUCAAGUCACCUCCAUGUCAUUACAAAUCAAGGCUAGAAUCAUUACUAGACUGAAAUAAAGACUGCUCAUCACUUUUUUAAUCAGAGCACUACAAAUAUAUGGCUAUCUAGAAUAGACCCAAACACAGAAAAAUCAUUUGUAAAGUAGAGAUCAUUUGUAAGCCCCCUCUGCAGGAUUGCAGGAUAUUCUUAUGUUUAAUGUUUAAAACCUCUUUCCUUCAAUCACCACAUGAAACUAAAGCACAGACAAGGAAGAGUCCUGCAGAGAUAACAGAUAUCAGAUACAUGAUAACAUGUUGAUUAUUCUAUCAGGCUAUUGUAUAUUUUCUUACUAUACUCAUUGCAAAAACGAUAGAAAACUGCCAUCCAUCACCGCAGGGCUUGAGAUAAUUGCUGAUCAGUUGCCGGUCAAGAUGACAAGCCAAAUUAGUUUUUGUCAUACCUCAUUUCUGGGUCAACGUUACUAGUCAAAAUGACCAGCAAGGCAAAGAUUUGACCAGACAAGUCCCAGUUCUGGCCGGACAUUGUCUAAUGUUCAGCCAUAACUUUAAGCCCUGCAAUAAUUCAUAUUUUUUAACUGGAUUAAUUGAAGUUAAGACUCUCCUACAUUUUCAAGAGAA